CAACAACACAACUACACGACGAAACAUCCUCAAUCGACGUGCAACGCUCGAACAAACCUUGCGCAUUUUCUUGUUGUAUCAAAAGGGUAUCAUCGUCUCUCUACAGCUCUUGCACGAACUUUGAGGGCACUGGCCGAGUCCAACGCGUUUCAACACCGCUACAUACUGGUAUACAUAGACUGACGACGUCAUCAUGAGUGACAAUGAUUCCCUACCGGACGUUGAUUCCGCUAUCCACCCCGGGCACCCCCCCGAGGAAAACCUGGACCCCGAACUCAUGCUCGACCUCAUCAACGACCUCUCCGCUGAGUCCAAACGAAUCCUCGACCUUCUUCUCGACGACACCGUCAACUUCGAACCCCGCGUCCGCGAAAUGCACGAAGACGGCCCCAAAAGCCGACGUUUCGCACUCUUCUUGCGUCGCUUCGCCGAUACACAGCAAUACUUCUCCUCGGGCACCACAUUCAUCGACGUCGAGAAAGUCCUUUCAUACCUCGAUGACGAGGAGGAGGGAGUCGCGAAACACCGCACGAUGUUGCGGAUGGCAAAUUACGCUUCCCUCGCGUCCUCGGUCUUGACGCAGACGAACCCUGAUAGCAUGACGGAUAGAUACGAGGCACUCAUCGAGACGGACGACGUUUUCCCGGAGUAUUUUGGGGCGAGUAUGAAACUCGCUGCACCGAUUUCGGUGGAGAUCCGUACCCAGUUGUUUAUCUCCAUGAUGGCGCUCGCGUUGGCGCCGGAAGAGGAGGACCCCAAUGUACCACAGUUCAUCGUAGAAGCAUUCAACCGUCCCGGUGCGCGUAAACCCACCGGACAAUUCGCUAAAUUGUGUGCGGCGCGGAUGAAGGUACUGCAAGAUAUCGAUUGGAAAGACGAUGAAGCGGCUUUGGCGUGUUUGCAAAAGUACUCUUGGUUCCGGUUCGUUGCUAUCGUGUGGGCAUUCGCGAAGGAGAGGGUCGAGGAGUUGGAGCAAGAGGGCGAGGACUUUUCAGAGGGGGAAUAUUCGGAUGAGGAGGUUGGGGAGGAAGCGUUGGCGCCGGAUGUGGUGGAGUAUUUGCUUGAGCCUGGGCGUAUUGCGAGGAGGAGUUUGGGCGCCGUUGAGAUUGAGGCUACGCUGCAACAAGAAACUCAAGCACGAGUCGAUGUGUUCGAAGACCAGCCGGAGGUUGUGGAGGCCUUUGACGAGGAGGAGGAAGAACCCCCGAAGGAGCUGACUCUGAAGGGGAGACAAAGCCCGAGGAAGAAGGGGAGUUUGCUCGAUCGUCAGGAGACUGCAGAAAAAGUCACUUUCGAAUCUCAGGGAUCUCCCACGCCUGGGCGUUCUGCUGGCCCAGCUCCCAGACGAAGCCAGAGGAAGCGCGGUAAGCAGCCCGAAGAAAGCGAUGCGGAGGGCUUUAAUGACGAUAUCGUCCCAAACCAAGAUAAGACGAACAAGCGACGGAAGGGUUCGAAGAGGAGACAAGAAGAAGAAGGAGCGUUGGCGGCUGUUAAUGAGGAGGAUGUGGAUUUGGAUGCGACGCAGGUUGAACGCGAAAAUGGGGAUACGGAGGAGAUUGCGCAACGUGAAGGAUGGGAAGAUGAGCUCGAUCCGCCUACCACCGAGGAAACACAGAAAAAGCCAAAAGUCGAGUUCAAACAGAGGCGCGAGGACGAUCAACACGACGAAGCCGACGAGGACGAAAACGAGGACGAAGGAGACCAACAACGACCCCGCGAAGGCAGCCUCACCGUGUCAGACCUCCACCGCGCCCGCGGCCGCGCAAACGCCCUCUCCCGCCGCCGCGCUGCCGCCCGUCCCCGACAAACCCGCACCCCCUGGUCCCUUGAAGAAGAAUCCUGCCUCCUAUCCGCACUCCAACGCUACGGCUGCCAGUGGGCCCUCAUCGAGAAGAAACAUGGGAGGACGGGGAGCGUGGAUCAGGUGUUGAGGGAGAGAGGACAGGUUUCGUUGAAGGAUAAGGCGAGGAAUAUGAAGUUGGCUUUCUUGAGGGCGGGGGGGGAGGUGCCGUGGGAGUUGAGGGCGGUUACGGGGAGGGUGCAGGUUGAGGUUGGGGUUGAGGCUGAUGAUAGGGCGGAUGAGGAGGCUAAGGGUGAGGAGGAAGAGGAGGAGGUUGAGGAGGAUGCUUGAGUGUGUUUGUUCGUAUUUUUUUGGGAUUGGAAGGAUUAGGGUUGGGACAUGGUCGGGGAAAGUAAUGUGUAAUGGACGUCAUAUAUUUCGUGUGGAUUUGUGCCCCAAUGGCGCGUAAUGCAAAUGCCUCUUCGUGUAU
This is a messenger RNA of Saitoella complicata NRRL Y-17804, 2270 nucleotides long. RefSeq lists its product as uncharacterized. The transcript has 2 exons. Gene Ontology annotation, biological process: telomere maintenance via telomere lengthening. Bases 194 to 2131 code for a protein of 645 amino acids. NCBI's taxonomy places the organism in Eukaryota, Fungi, Ascomycota, Saitoellomycetes, Saitoellales, Saitoellaceae. Gene Ontology annotation, molecular function: double-stranded telomeric DNA binding. The record is from RefSeq and is a predicted model, not a curated record.